AAGCAAAUGAGGGCAGCGCAAGCCCUUUUGAAAUAUUAAGGACAGCUUACUAAAGAGCGAAUUUGACGAAGGAAUAAUCAUUAAGAUUCUUGGUAAGUUCCUCUUUCCAAUCGUAGGGAAAAUGUCCAGCUAGGCAAAGCUAGAACUUAAAGAGUUGGACCCUUUCUUGGAAUGAUGAUCGCUGUCCAUCGAUGGAUCGCGUCAUAUUCACCUUUCCAAAUGGCAACCAUAUUUCAGUGCGAAAGUAGCUCGCUUGUGGGGGUAUGUAUAUAUAAAGAAAGAACUCGUCAGUUUCCCUACUCAGGCGCCUCAAGGCAUUUAUACGUAUGCUAUUGCCUCCGAAGGGGGGGGGGAGGGAGCGGGGGUCUUAUAAAGAAGUCAACGGUAAACGCAAGCACAUGAGUAUUGACGUGCCGCAUUCUCAUAGCCCAGGCUGGCAUCAACGCGAUUUUGUGGUCGAUCCCAUUUGGCUAUCGGUAAUUCUAGCAUGCACCAUUUCCCAUGGUUAAUAAAUAACAACAAAGCUAUGCGAAAUCCCCUUAACUGAAAAAGUGAUUCGAUAGCGUCUUUUCUAAAAUUCGACGCAAAUAUUUCGUGUUGUUUUCUCAAAACCUUCGUUCAAAGGUGAAAUGGUUGGUUAUGGAGUGCUCAAAUGGAAACAGCACCCACCGCGCAUGCAUUCUAUUUUCAACAUAGUUCUUUUUUUUUUGACAUCUAUUGAGUUGGAGCUAUUCCAUGUUGAAUACACAAUAGAUAAGAUUUCGCGCAUGCAAAACACUGGUAUUCCAUGCCUGACUGUGAAAGUUGUCGCUACGUGAAAUGGAAGCAUUCCUCGUGGGUUCGUCAUUUCAUCACUUGUUGGUCUUGAAUUAGGAAAAUUAACUGAGAGAGCAAAAAAGUGUGAAGGUGUUUAUACAUAUGAGUAUACCCAUAUAGUAUUGCAGCCGCAGGUCGUUCCAUUUUGUUCCUCUAUGGACUAUACCUAUCCAGAAAAGUACUUCAAGGCAGUCUUAUACUUCAAUAGUUGCAUACGAAAUCUAGAGAGUACUACACUGCUUAAUAAUGAGCAAAAAUUAAUGUUCUACGCGUUGCAAAAGCAAGCUGAGAACGGGCCAUGCACGGAGGCCGCUCCCUCGUUCUGGAAUUCGAAGGAACUCUACAAGCAUAAAGCAUGGUCUAGAUUGGGAAACAUGAGCCAAUUCGAGGCAAUGGUACAUUUUGUAAGGCAACUAGAGGAGAUACUUGGCGGUCCAGUGAAUUGGAAAGAAAAAAUAGGAGAAGCCGAACCACUAUCAACUAGCAUAACAUCAUCGACAUCGGUAGAAGUCUCCUCCCCGAUGGAUUCGCCAUCAAAACAGUUGGUGCCUCCCUCAGAAUGGGAUAAGGACCUCUCCGAACAUGUGGAACCAACGCCCAACAACAUUGCUUUCAUGGCCUCAGAGGUCAUGCACGCCAGGCGCUUAUGCCAGCGACUUCAACAAUUAAGCGAGAAACACACUGAAACCUUUCCAGUUCGAAACCCAUUGGGGGAAACCUCUAUACUUCAGUCCGAAAAAUGCCUUGAUGAGUCUGGUGCUUCGCGGUCGCCGUCUCGCAAGUUAUCCCAACAUCACCUGGUUGACAAUGGGCAAAUGUCGCUACCUCUCAAAUUGGCUUCCCAAAAUUCCUCGCAGAAAUGCACUCCACCUCGAUUAGGUCGCUCAAGACAGUGUGCGUUGGAAUGGUUGAGUUGGAUAUGAUAGAAGGGGAAUAACAGCAACUUUUAUUAUAUUAAAUGGAAACUAUCUUCUUCUUAUUGAUUCUGAUUUCAUGGUACGUUCCUUUGCAGCAGAAAAAGUUUCGCUGGAUUAGCUUCGUUUCGUGUUGGGCUUACUUGUUAUUAACGUAUCAAAUCUUGAUAAAA
Phytomonas sp. EM1 is the source of this 1903-nucleotide messenger RNA. The record is from the annotation of a GenBank genome assembly. NCBI's taxonomy places the organism in Eukaryota, Euglenozoa, Kinetoplastea, Trypanosomatida, Trypanosomatidae.